GUAAAAGCCAAAAAAAAAAAGAAAAAAGCAAAAAAAAGAGAAAUGAAUACGAAGAGAAAGAAAGAAGAAAACUCAGCUCUGAAGAUCAUAUUAACAUUUCGGGACCUUUAGGCUCUAACGCCCUUGGCCAUGGCUCUGCUGCAGCCACGGGCUUCGCCUCAUUCGACGGUGACAAUCUGUUCGUCAUCUCCUUUCUAUACAUGCCAUCUUGGCAGAUUCCGCUCCAACCUCUUUGGUUCUAAAUCUCGAAUUACGUAUGUAAAAUCCAAUCACCGGAAGCGGUAUGCACGCUUCAGAGCUUCCUGGCAAGAGCUUGCUGGUGUUUUAGUGUUGUCUUCGAUUCCUUUCACAGCCGUGAAAGCCAUAGCUAAUAGCCCCCUGGGAGAGUCGCUUCAGAGGAGAAUGGAGGAGAGAAAGAAGGUUGCGGUUGAGAAUUCUUCUAAGUUCAAGGCCUUAGCCGAAAAGGCAAGAAAAGAUAGUUUGUGGUAUGGAGAAAAGCGUCCUCGUUGGCUUGGUUCAAUACCAUAUGAUUAUCCUGCAUAUCUCACUGGCGAUUUACCUGGAGAUUAUGGAUUUGAUAUUGUGGGUUUCAGUAGGGAUCCUGUGGCUUUCCAGAAAUAUUUCAACUUUGAAAUACUGCAUGCUCGCUGGGCUAUGCUUGCGGCCCUUGGUGCUUUGAUUCCAGAAUUAUUAGACCUAUUGGGAGCUUUUCACUUUGCUGAACCUGUCUGGUGGCGAGUUGGCUAUUCCAAGCUCAAGGGAGAUACACUGGACUACCUCGGUAUCCCAGGACUCCACUUAGCUGGAAGCCAAGGAGUGGUUGUCAUAGCUAUAUGCCAAGCUUUACUGAUGGUUGGGCCAGAGUAUGCAAGAUACUGUGGGAUUGAGGCAUUGGAGCCUCUAGGAAUCUACUUGCCGGGCGAUAUUAAUUAUCCGGGAGGAGCACUCUUUGAUCCCCUGAACCUCUCUAAAGACCCCAUAGCUUUCGAGGAUUUGAAGGUGAAGGAGAUAAAAAAUGGGCGCUUAGCCAUGGUUGCCUGGUUAGGCUUUUACGCCCAAGCGGCUUUGACAGGUAAAGGCCCUUUACAGAACCUUAUUGAGCACCUCUCAGAUCCCUUCCAUAAUAACAUUCUUUCCUUUCUCAAUCUCAUGUAAAUAAAUUCUUUCCAUAAUUCCAUUGUACAUAUACACGCUUGUAGAAAACACCUUACUAAUCAGAUUAUAUCAAUGUAUUAGUUUUGGGGUGAGGCUUACGCUUCACAGCACGAGGAUUGUUUUAGAAUAAA
This is a messenger RNA of Malania oleifera, 1286 nucleotides long. RefSeq names its product chlorophyll a-b binding protein 7, chloroplastic. The record is from RefSeq and is a predicted model, not a curated record. NCBI's taxonomy places the organism in Eukaryota, Viridiplantae, Streptophyta, Magnoliopsida, Santalales, Ximeniaceae. The transcript has 6 exons. Gene Ontology annotation, cellular component: membrane. Bases 130 to 1155 code for a protein of 341 amino acids. Gene Ontology annotation, biological process: response to light stimulus; photosynthesis, light harvesting in photosystem I.